AUCCUAGCCUUUCUUGGAACCUUAGGUAACAUUUUGAUUUUGAUAAUGUUCUCGAAGAAAGAAUUCUUCAAAACGUCAUAUUCCAUCUAUAUCAGAGCCGCCGCCAUUUCGGAUACCAUUUUUAUGUUGAUGAACAUUUCUGAGGAUGUAAUGGACCACGUGACAUCAUACCCAUUAGUAAAGUUUAUUGGUACGUCGUAUAAUUUCUGUAAUUUUUGGUUCGUAACAAUUGGGACGUUUCGCAAUGCGUCUCCUUGGAUUGUCGUGGCUUUAGCCCUAGAUCGAUGUGUUGCUAUAUGGAAACCCCUACACAGGACGCGAUAUUGUACCAAAAAGACAGCAGCAAUCAUUACGGCUGUUAUCGUUUUA
Lottia gigantea (owl limpet) is the source of this 369-nucleotide messenger RNA. RefSeq lists its product as hypothetical. The record is from RefSeq and is a predicted model, not a curated record. Gene Ontology annotation, cellular component: plasma membrane. The transcript has a single exon. Gene Ontology annotation, molecular function: G protein-coupled receptor activity. The annotation marks the transcript as partial. Gene Ontology annotation, biological process: G protein-coupled receptor signaling pathway. NCBI's taxonomy places the organism in Eukaryota, Metazoa, Mollusca, Gastropoda, Lottiidae.